AAAAAGAAUGUAUAAAGUUUUUAAUUGAAGAAAAAAUUAUUCAAAAACCUGAAAAAUGUUAUUCUUGUAAUGGAGAAAUAUAUCUUUAUCUUAAAGAAAAUGUUUUUAAAUAUAGAAAUUCAGAUUGUAAAAAAAUGAUUACUGUGUUUAAAAAUACAUUUUUUUCACAACAUAGAUUAAAAUGUAGUAAUAUUCUUUUAAUUAGUUAUUUUUGGAUUCAUAAACUUAGAAUUCAACAAAUUUAUAAAAUAACAAAUAUUGCUAGAAUCACUAUUCGUAAUUUUAUUAAAGAUUUUAGAAAUCUGGCUAUUAAGUCAUUGACACCAGAUAAUGAAAUUGUGGGUGGACCUAGAAUAAUAGUUGAGAUUGAAUCUUUGUUUAAUGAUUUCUGGGUUAUAGGCGAUGUACAAAAAUCUAGAGAAAAAAAAUUUUCUUUGUC
Messenger RNA from Dentiscutata erythropus, 439 nucleotides. The record is from the annotation of a GenBank genome assembly. Lineage: Eukaryota; Fungi; Glomeromycota; Glomeromycetes; Diversisporales; Gigasporaceae.